This is a messenger RNA of Tarenaya hassleriana, 1394 nucleotides long. Its product is annotated as protein REVEILLE 8-like. Gene Ontology annotation, molecular function: DNA binding. Gene Ontology annotation, biological process: response to gibberellin; response to auxin; response to ethylene. NCBI's taxonomy places the organism in Eukaryota, Viridiplantae, Streptophyta, Magnoliopsida, Brassicales, Cleomaceae. Bases 127 to 1188 code for a protein of 353 amino acids. The record is from RefSeq and is a predicted model, not a curated record. The transcript is spliced from 3 exons.
CUCUCCCUUCGUCAUCAGGUUAUCUUAUCUAUUUGCGAGAUUAGCUGCCAAUGCCGUUCCAUUCGUAACGGAGGGUCCGAUUCUGUUCCCUUCAGAUCCGGCUCCGACAGGACGACCCGGUCGGAGAUGACUCGCCGGUGCUCUCACUGCAAUCUUAAUGGCCACAACUCUCGGACGUGUCCGAACCGAGGGGUCAAGCUCUUCGGCGUUCGCCUCACCGAAGGCUCGAUCCGGAAGAGUGCGAGUAUGGGCAAUCUCAGCCACUACGCGGGUGGGCAUAGUGGAACCGGGUCGAACUAUCCGGGUUCUCCCGGAGAUACUCCCGACCACGCCGCCGGCGACGGUUACGCUUCCGAGGAUUUCGUCUCCGGCCCCUCCUCCAGCCGCGAGAGGAAGAAAGGAACACCGUGGACAGAAGAGGAGCAUAGGAUGUUCUUAUUGGGUUUACAGAAGCUAGGAAAAGGCGAUUGGCGUGGUAUCUCCAGAAACUACGUGACUACAAGAACGCCGACACAGGUUGCGAGCCAUGCUCAGAAGUACUUCAUGAGACAGUCCAAUGUGUCUCGCCGUAAAAGACGUUCAAGUCUCUUUGAUAUGGUUCCAGACGAGAUAUCAGAUGUUCCAAUGGAGCCGCAACUCGUGAACUGUCACACAGAAACUCAAAUUCAAGGCAACGACCCUCUUCCUGUUCUCCCUCCAGCUCCAGUUCCUGUUAUUGCUCCAUCAAUUCCGAGAACUGAAGAAUGCGAAUCCAUGGACUCCACCAAAUCUAGCACAGGCGAGCCGCCCAUGGCAGCAGCCACCGCCUCCUCAUCCUCCAAAGCAGAGGAGAACAAACCACUACAACUGCCUGCUUCAUUCCCUGUACUGUAUCCAACCUACUUCUCGCCUUUCUCCUCUUUCCCGGUCCCGAUAUGGCCUGCUGUUGGGUACAUCCCCGAGCCUGCCCAGAAGGAAGAGGUUCACGAGAUACAUCGGCCGAGGGCAGUGCACUCGAAAGCCCCGAUCAACGUGGAUGAGCUUCUCGGCAUUUCUAAGCUCACCCUUGGAGAAUCCAUCAGAGAUUCUGAGCAGUCGCGUUCCCUGACCCUUACCGGGGGAUCAUCAUCCUCGUCAAGACAAUCGGCUUUUCAUCCGAAUCCGGCCUCUGAUAGUUCCGACAUGAACAGCCCUAUUCACGCGGUCUAAGGCUCCGUUGAUGGAUUGUUCAGUUCGGUCUUUUGAAAAACUCAUGUGGUUUAGCUUUUUAGCCCUGUGACUCACCUUAGAUAUAACAUCGACUGUUUUCGCCGUUUGCGUUAACUUAAAUAAGAUUGUUAAUUUGUUAUGUAUAUGUAUAUGGGUGUAUAACUUGUUCAUCUUUGAAUAUUAGAGGCACCAAAAAAAAUUAUUUA